CACCGAGAUUUGUGGGACUGCGCAGCACACGCCUCCAGUGCCUGUGCCUGUGCCUUGUAACUUGUGAGACGUCUGCUUGCGACUUAGAAAAAGUAAGAGACAACUUGACGGGUUUUAAGGGUGAGCUGCCACACGUGAUAGAAGGGUGUGAGUGCAACAUAUCAAGUAUCAAAGAAAAGGUAAUACUUAAUCUUGUUGUUUGUUUAAUUGAGGAAACGAAUGUGCUGCUCUGUGAAUUGAGUAAAAGUCACAAGGAUCAAGAAUUCAGCGUAACAAAUCCAGCUUGUCAUUUGCUCCUCCAAUGGUGAAAGACACUGUUUGUUUGUUUUAAAUCCUUCUGCAAGUUCUGCAAGUGCGAGACGUCCACGAGUACUACGCUCGACUUCUUGAGAGAUUUAAAAACUGCAGUCAUUUUUCAGAAGUUCAACAAAAAUACAAACUCCCUGGAUGUGCUGAUCUUAUUCAUUUCAUGGAAGAGUCACAAGAAACGUGAGACAAGGAUUUAUUAACUGGGCGUGUAACUGAACAAGUGGAGACAGGAGGAAGGGGCGCUUCAGCCAGAAGAUUCCACCAAGAGGCAGUUUACGAGAUAUGAUCAAGAGAUGAAGAGGAUAAAUCGCCGGCUGGAGUUCAUUGCACUUUUGUUGUUUGGAUCACUUGGUCUUUUAAUUCUCCUGUUUACUGACAAUAGUGAUGAUUUGUUGGAAGUGCCGGAAAGUGAGACAGCCCAGUCGAUGCCAAAACGGCAUACAAACGGCGAUCAAGCAACCACCCCACAGAGCUCUAAAUGUAAAAUGAACACAUCGGUAGCUAAAAUCCCUGAAUUCACCCAUUUCAACGAACCAAUGAAGGAAUUUUUGCGAUUCCGCCACUGCCGUAAUUUUCCAAUUUUACUUGAUGCUCCUGAAAAAUGUGGCAAAAGACCUCAAGAUUCCUCAAAAGUGUUUCUUCUGCUGAUGAUUAAGUCUUCUCCUUUAAACUAUGACAGAAGGGAAGUCAUUCGAAAGACUUGGGGUAAAGAAAGAUUACAGAAUGGGGUCUGGAUUCGCAGGAUCUUUGUCUCUGGUGUUCCUCAAAGCAAUGUCGAUGCCCGCAGGUACAGCUCACUCCUACAAAUUGAGAAUGAGCAGCACAACGACAUCCUGCAAUUUGACUUCAUUGACACCUUCUAUAAUCUCACCCUAAAGCAAACGCUUUUCCUGGGGUGGUUGGAAACGCAGUGCCCUCAUGCUCACUUUCUUUUCAAUGGGGAUGAUGACGUAUUCGCCAAUACAGAAAAUAUGGUGCUGUUUCUGAAAGGCUUGAAAGAUAAUGAUGGCAGUGAGCAUCUCUUUAUGGGUUUCUUGGUUAUUGGCAAUGGCCCCAUUCGAGAUGCAUACAGUAAAUAUUUUGUUCCUGCUCAGAUCUAUGAGUCUCACUUGUUUCCUCCUUACUGUAGUGGUGGUGGCAUUCUUCUGUCCAUGUUUACAGCUAAGGCCAUCUACAAAGUGUUACAUGCAAUGGAAAUAUUUCCCAUCGAUGACGUCUUUCUGGGCAUGUGUUUGGAAAAGGCUGGAUUGCAACCCAUGUCCCACAGGGGUAUCCUAACUCUUGGUUUUCAAAUGCUAUCCAAUACCUUUGAGACUUUUGACCCUUGCUUUUAUCGGGAGUUGCUCUUGGUACAUUCAUUCUUGCCACACGAAGCCAUUGUCAUGUGGGAAAAAAUCCAUAAUCCUCAAAUCAAAUGUGGUACAUUGAUGGCCCCCAAACUUCCUGUAUGAACAAUCUUGUCAGUCAUGUUUUUGGAAGAUGUUAAAUCUUAAAAACCAUCAAUAACUGAUUCUAAUUUCAAUACAAGCUAUGGGGACAAUUUAGAGUUGUAAGAGAAUAAUAGAAUAUCUGCAUAAAAUGUAAAAUGAUAACGUACAGAGAAAGUGCAAACUCUGCCUAUGCUUAAUGAUCGCAAAAAGAAUGAAAUUAAAAGGAUUAAAUAUUUUUAUAAUAAUAGCAAAAAUAAUAAUAAAAGUAAU
Polypterus senegalus (gray bichir) is the source of this 2009-nucleotide messenger RNA. Its product is annotated as N-acetyllactosaminide beta-1,3-N-acetylglucosaminyltransferase 3-like. The record is from RefSeq and is a predicted model, not a curated record. The coding region runs from base 603 to 1760 and encodes 385 amino acids. The transcript is spliced from 3 exons. Gene Ontology annotation, molecular function: hexosyltransferase activity. Gene Ontology annotation, cellular component: membrane. NCBI's taxonomy places the organism in Eukaryota, Metazoa, Chordata, Cladistia, Polypteriformes, Polypteridae.